GGAGCUCUGGGAAAUUAUUUUUCAGAUCUUACACGCUCUAAUCAAUGCUUUGAUCUCAACAAUAUGCUCUACCAAACAGCGGAAUUUCGCUUUUGAAGUUGCAUUACUGUCCUAGGGUUUCUGGUGAAGAUCAGAGCGUAGCGUAUUGGAUUUGAAGUGGGGAUUUAUAUGUAAAUUGCUGUUUUAGGGUUUUGAUUGAAUAUUUUGGGGUGAAAUGGAGGGGCGUACGAGGAAGUACAGGCAAGUGAGUCCGGAGAGAGCUAAAGUGUGGACGGAGAGGUCGCCGAAGUAUCAUCAGCAUAAUCGGAAAGUUCCUGUAGUAUAUUAUCUCUGUAGAAAUAGGCAGCUUGAGCAUCCUCAUUUCAUCGAAGUCCCUCUCUCUUCUUCAGAUGGCCUCUACUUGAGAGAUGUGAUUGAUAAGCUAAAUAGCCUGAGAGGCAGAGGCAUGGCUUCAAUGUAUUCGUGGUCUUGCAAGAGGAGCUACAAGAAUGGGUUUGUGUGGCAUGAUCUUUGUGAAGAUGACCUCAUUCUUCCUGCUCAUGGAAAUGAAUACGUUCUUAAGGGCUCUGAACUCUUUGAAGAAUCUGGUCCAGGUCGUCUCAGUCCAGCUGCUAAUAUAAGAUUGCCAAUUCACAAACAAUUAGCAGAACCAGAAUCUUCCAGGAGCCAAGACGAGUCUUCAUCUUCUUCGAGCAUGAGUGGGAGAGAUACAAAGCAUUCUCAGGAUGAUGAGCUCUCUCCUCCGGUUCAACAUCCGAGUUCUUCGGGAGUUUCCCCAGAAUCCAGUGCUGUGAAAGAUUCCUCUGGGCAUGGUUUGUUAGCCUUGGCUGAGUAUAAGGUUUACAAGAGCCAUGGUCUUGCUGAUGCUUCCACUCAAACUGAGGAAAACGCAAGCAGAGCGAAUAGAGCUCGAAAGACUUGUACAAGGGGUGUGUCGACAGAUGAUGGUUCAUUAGAACCUGAAAGGAAUGGGAAACAUCAAAACCAAAUUCCACGUGUGAAACAGAGUUCUGAAAUUUGCAGGGAUUCAGUCUCCCCUCCUCCAUCUUCAUCCAGUGCCUCUUCAUCUGGUGGUAAGACCGAGACCUUGGAAUCUCUGAUCAGAGCUGAUGCUAGUAAGCUUAAUAGCUUUAGGAUACUCGAAGAGGAGGAAUUUCGAAUGCCGACCUGUACAAAGGUCAAGGCUUCAAAUAUGCUGAUGCAGCUGAUCUCCUGUGGAUCAAUUUCAGUGAAAAAUCACAGCUUUGGCCUCAUUCCAACCUACAGGCCAAGGUUUUCACAUUCAAAAUUUCCUUCCCCAUUGUUCUCCACGUCGACGAUGUUGGGAGAGAUGGAUUGCCUGACUGAGAAUCCAAGGCUUAUGAGUCUGCGGUUGGAAGAUAAGGAAUAUUUCAGUGGGAGCUUGGUUGAGACAAGUAUGCUUAAGGAAGGAGUAGCUGUUCUAAAACGAUCUUCUUCCUACAAUGCUGACAGGACAAGUAAACAAUUUGAUUCGGGUGAAGACAAAGAGGAAACUACCUCGGCACAUUCAAAGUGCAUCCCACGAUCAAUCAAGGCUUCACUGAGCAAGCAGCCAAGAAGUGAUUCAACGAGAUCUCCCAUUUCUGAGGGACCAAGAAUCUCAUCAGACGGAGUUCACAGCUCACGAUCCAUAACACCUGCUGGAUCCAAUGGUGGCAGCAAAAGAAUCACAGAGCCAUCAUCAGGGAAGAAACAAUCAAAGAGACUAGAUUCCUUCAGAACAGAGGAUAGUGUAAUCAAAUUCGAAGAAAGUUAAGUUUUGACUCUUAACUCAUUUUUCCAAUAGACACUCAACUAACUAAAAACAUUCUGCUUAUCUUGUUCAAGCUGGUUGAGAUUCAUAGUGAUUUUAUCCCAAC
Messenger RNA from Ilex paraguariensis (yerba mate), 1880 nucleotides. NCBI's taxonomy places the organism in Eukaryota, Viridiplantae, Streptophyta, Magnoliopsida, Aquifoliales, Aquifoliaceae. The record is from the annotation of a GenBank genome assembly.